AUGCAUUUUAAAACGCUGCUCUCAUUCGGUUUAGCUGUGGCAGCAACAAGCCUAGCCGCAACCCCACCACCGCACCAACAAGCCAGCAUAACCAGCCCGCGCGAUACCCACUCCACAGCCGCCCCGGACGCAGCGCAGGUCACUGCGGUGCUUGACCGCCGUGCCACGGCCGACGUGCGCGAGUGCAGAUCUUCGGUCGACGCGCUUCGCAAGGCGCUCCCGGUGCCGCCUCCGGAGCUGGUCCGCCUGAUACUUGACCAGGUGAAUAGCGGCAGCAGCAGCAGCAGCGGUGGAGGCAACGCAGCAAUCUGCACCUUGACGCUGCCCGAAGACCCGUGGAGCAAAAUAUUUGGCAGCUGGUGGGCUGAGAGGACCUCGUACAGGUCCAUGUCGUUGACGCGACUCGCCGAGAUUGCAGAAAAGUGCAACGGCGGCGGUGCGGUCAGGAACAGGACCAUAGCGGCAACGAUCAAGACCACCACCACCACCACUACCGAAGAGCCAUGCGCAGGUACCACUACGGUUUUGUACAGGGGGGGUGGUGACGGAGCGGGGACGACCAAAACGGAAACAUAUGUGCUGGCGGCGGCAGCCAGUCAGGAGACGGGACAGGACGCGGGGCAGGGGAAUGCCGCGCCCGGGAGAGCGCAGGGGCCGACGGCAGAUGGUGUUGUCAUUUCUGGAUUGGUGUUGGUUGUUGCAUUCUGGCUGUGCAUGUAG
Molecule: messenger RNA, 720 nt
Organism: Pyricularia oryzae 70-15
Lineage: Eukaryota; Fungi; Ascomycota; Sordariomycetes; Magnaporthales; Pyriculariaceae
Exons: 1
Coding region: 1-720 (239 amino acids)
Source: RefSeq, a predicted model, not a curated record